Molecule: messenger RNA, 3465 nt
Organism: Schizophyllum commune H4-8
Lineage: Eukaryota; Fungi; Basidiomycota; Agaricomycetes; Agaricales; Schizophyllaceae
Exons: 12
Coding region: 1-3465 (1154 amino acids)
Biological process (GO): mismatch repair
Cellular component (GO): MutLalpha complex
Molecular function (GO): ATP-dependent DNA damage sensor activity; ATP hydrolysis activity; ATP binding
Source: RefSeq, a predicted model, not a curated record
AUGGCGGCCGACACGGCCAUAAAGGCUAUCGACAAGGCCUCUAUCCACCGCAUCACCUCUGGACAGGUGGUCAUAGACCUGCAGACCGCGGUCAAGGAGCUUCUAGAGAAUAGUCUUGACGCGGGCGCGACGAACAUUGAGGUCAGGUUUAAGAAUCAUGGACUCAAGUCGAUAGAAGUCGUAGACAAUGGCUCAGGCAUUGCGGAGAAGGACUUUGAGGGAAUUGCUUUGAAGCAUCAUACGUCCAAACUUGCGGCCUUCGAAGACUUGACGACUGUGCGCACCUUUGGCUUCCGAGGGGAAGCGCUGUCAUCCCUCUGCGCGCUAUGUGACGGCUUCACGAUCACGACUGCAACCCAAGGUCCGCUCGGUGAAAUGAUCGAGAUGGACAGGAAUGGGAAAAUAAAGAAGAGGAGCAAGGUAGCGAGGCAGCGCGGCACCACCGUCCAACUCUCCAACAUCUUCACCCCAUUACCCGUCCGACGCAAGGAGUUCGAGCGCAAUGCGAAGCGUGAAUUCGGGAAGGCCUUGCACCUCCUGAACGCUUAUGCCCUUGGUCCGUGUGCUUCCAACGAUGGGAAGCCUGUCAAGCUGACCGUGAGCAACCAGAUGGAUAAGGGAGCCAAGUCAGUGCAAAUACGAACACCCGGCCAAUUGUCUUGUCGCGCUUCUGUCACAGCGCUCUGGGGUCCCCGCGCCCUUGACAAUGUCGUGGACCUCGACCUAUCCUUUGACGUUGAACGGGAUAGGAUGUCUAUGCGCAGGUUGAAUCCCAAUGGCAUCUUGACGGACUUGCCGCCUAUUCACGUCACAGUGAAAGGCUUGGUGUCAAAGUUCACCGUAGGUGCAGGACGCACCGGCACCGAUCGACAAUUCUUCUUCGUCAACGGUCGACCCUGCGACCUCAGCAAGGUCCAGAAAGCGUUUAACGAGGUAUACAAGUCUUUCAAUGCUACACAGUCGGCGUUCCUGGUGGCAGACUUCCAGAUACCUACUGAAUCCUGCGACAUCAACGUCAGCCCAGACAAGCGGACGAUCUUUCUGCACAAUGAGGCUAACCUCAUCGCUGCAUUCAAGGCGGCCCUCGAGACGGCUUUCGCGCCCUCGCGCUCGAUGUACGAUGUUUCUGCGAGCCAGAUGACGCAGACGAAUUUGCCUGUAGCGUUUACGCAGGCGAAGAGGACGGAUAGUGCUUCGUCGGGCGCGCAAGCUGCGACUCCGGCGGUGCGGACAAGGGACCCCUCUCCUGAAUCUGAGCCAUCGUCCAGUCGGCAGUCUUCGCCCAGUCGGCAACCCUCACCUAGUCGAGCGCCGUCUCCGAUGCCCGAUGAUGACCAUGUCAUACGUCCUGAGCUCGAUGAUACGGAGGACGGCGCAGGGGCACGGUGGGGCGAGAACGACGAGCCUCUCCCGGCAGCCGCACCCCCUGCGAGGCCCAAGUCGCCUCCGCCAUCAAGCCCGCCUCGCGCUAGUGUCAACUGGACAUACGGUAACGAGGAAGUGCCGCCCACGCAAGACGCGACACAACCACCGGCUGACGAUACGUCGGAGGCUGAUGAAGAGCCUACACCAUAUACUCGUCCACCUGCCGCCAUUGAGUCCUCCCAGCGACCUUCGUCACCGGUCGAUGAUAUGGACGUCGAGGUCAGCGUCGUUGGCGCAUCUUGGAGUCAGACCUCUGUCACCGCGGUCAGGGGCUCUUCCCCUCUACAAUCUACAUCGCAGCCAGCGCACACAGUUGAGAUGGACGACGAUGCCGAUGAGCCGCCGCGCAAGAGGUUGCGCACUGAUCCUGAGGAGGAUGAUCCUCGCCCUGCGGACGAUGAUGACGAAGCGAUGGACUCCGACAACCUAGACGACUUCAAGAAAGCGAAGGACAUCCGCUCGGUCGAAGGUCUCUGGUUCUCGUCGCAGAGUCGUACUCGCGCGUCUGCAGCGGAGGUUUCCUCUCAGCCGGGCUCGCCUUCAAAGUCCACCAACUCCCCGGUAAAAUCUACGAAGGCGUCGCAGAAGAUUAUGCGGACGCAGCUGGCGGGCUUCGCAAUGGCAGGCAGUCAGAAGCCUGUGGCUGCGGUGGACGAGGGGAUGGACGAGGUGGAUGAGGAAGAAGACCGGCAGGAUGAGGAUGAAGAGGACAGGAUGAACGUGGAUGGCGAGGAUGACGAGGAUGGCGACGAAGCUAUGGACAACGCGGAUUACCAGCCUGACGAGGGUGGCGCAGAUGUCGCAGAUGGAAACGGCGGGGAAGAGCUGCCUGCUGCCGAGGCGCCCAAGAAACGAGUUCGACGUCGCCGUAGCCCAAGCAGCGGCGCCGGUGAGGACGAUAUUGCGCAAACUACACCGGCAUCUGUCGACGCGCCCGUGAAGCUGGAAGAGGGUGAGGGCUCGCUGCUUGUCGCAGACGGAGUCAUUGACCUCACGUCGGACGACGAAUCGGGGCCAGCGCUUUCCAAAGUCACCCAGCGAUCAUCAUCUACGAAUAAGUCUACCAGAAUCUCGUCGAAAGACGACCCCAAGGACGACGGUGUCGUGCUAGAUGGUCCUGAAGUAUUGCGACAAGAUAGCAACACGCUGGGCGAUGUCACGAUCGAGCUAGCCAUGGACAGAAUUGAGGCUGCAUGGGAGCGGUUGAGACAAGUGCUAUCCGCGCCACAACCGACCGCAGAGAGCUUCCACUCAGCUGACGAUGGGUUCUCUGCGGACGCUGGCCUCGCCAACACCGACGAUGCGGAAAGCGCAGCAAAUGCUUUGGCGAGGGUGAUUGACAAGGCUGACUUCGCCAAGAUGGAUGUUGUUGGCCAAUUCAACCGCGGUUUCAUCAUCGCGCGCCGACGCAAGCAACCGGAAAGCGGCGGCUCUUCGAUGGACGACCUGUUCAUCGUGGAUCAGCAUGCGUCGGAUGAGAAAUACAAUUUCGAGACGCUGCAGCAGACGACGAAGAUCGAGUCUCAGCGACUGCUCAGGCCACGCCCACUCGAGCUGACAGCAGCGGACGAGAUGAUUGCGCGCGACCAUCUUGACGUAUUACGCCAGAACGGGUUCGAGGUCGAGGAUAGUGGUGCAGGGAAUGAUAGUGAUGGUGCACGCCUGCGUUUGGUGGCGCAACCGGUUAGCAAGUCGACCACCUUUGACAUGCGGGAUCUCGAGGAGCUCAUCCACCUGCUGCAAGACGCGCCCGGUGGGGCGGCGGUGCGCUGCUCGAAGGCGCGCGCCAUGUUCGCAUCGCGGGCGUGCAGGAAGAGCGUGAUGAUUGGCAUGCCGUUGACCAAAGGCCAGAUGACUGCGGUAAGAGAUUCGGGUUUCGCGCGCGGUCGAGUCGUUCAGCAUAUGGGGACCAUGGACCAGCCUUGGAACUGUCCCCACGGUCGUCCAACCAUGCGCCACCUCAUCGACUUAGCCGACUUGAACGGCAGGACGAAAGGUCCUCGACCCAUUGACUGGGCUUCUUUAUCUCUAUCUUGCUGA